GUGGUUGUGGUUUCAGAGGUGGUGAGGGAGGAUGCAGCAAGUCCUCGUCGAGCGAUCCGAACGAGCGUCGGGACAGUUGACCGCGGCGCGCCAAAGGCGGUGUUUGCUCCUCCGGGAUUACUCGUCAAGAGGAAUUAACCUAACAAUACUCAGACUUCAAAAUGCUGACCAAGGCUUACGCGUCAUUGGUACUGGCUGUGGAUGUUGUUGUGGCUCUGGUCAAACUCAUCCUAAUUCUUUUGGAGUCUCUGUUCCGUCUGGUUGUGCCCGUCGAGCAGAAGUCGAUCAAGAAUGAAGUUGUCCUGGUUACUGGAGCUGGACAGGGCAUUGGAAAAGAACUGGCCUACCAGCUGCACGGCCUAGGCGCCAAACUGGUGCUCUGGGACAUGGACGGGGUCAAGUGCGAGCAGGUGGCCAAGGAAAUCAAGUCAAUGGGAGGAACGGCAGCCUCCUUCUGCUGCGACGUCACCGACAGGCAAAAGGUUCUGGAGUUGGCCAAGCAGGUCAAGCAAGAGGUUGGUCCCGUCACGAUUUUGAUCAACAACGCUGGCAUUAUGCCCUGCAAGCCUCUUGAAAAACACACCGAAAACGAAAUCCGCAAGAACUUCGACGUCAACAUUAUUUCACACUUCUGGAUGCUGGAGGCCUUCCUUCCAGACAUGCGUGCCGCCGGCCGUGGACACAUCGUCGCCCUUUCCUCGAUGGCCGGACUUUGCGGCCUGCCCAACUUGGUUCCAUACUGCGGCGCCAAAUUCGCCGUCAGAGGAAUGAUGGAGGCCUUGAGGGAGGAGUUCAGGCAAGACCCUAAGAAGCCCGACAUUCAACUGACCACCAUCUACCCAUUCAUUGUCGGCACCGGCUUGGUCCACAAGCCCAGAAUUAGGUUCCCUUCCCUGUUGGGCAUUGUGUCUCCCAAGAGCGCCGCCAGCCACAUUAUUCUCGCCAUGAGGAGGAAUCAGAACGAGAUGACCAUCCCUCGUGCCCUCUUCCACAUGAAUAAUGUCACGAGAAUUCUUCCGAGCAAGAUCGCCGACGUGAUGCGCGACGUGAUCGACAGUGGAUGCGAUUCUCACGAGUGAAGUGAAUUAAACUUGAAGUGCGCCAAAGACAAUUUUUGACGCAUUUUGCGUGUUUGCUCCACCAGAUAUUUUUUAGAAUUAUGUGUAUUUAUUUUGCGUCGAAAAUCCUCUCGCCACGUUACUCUAACAAAAAUCAAAUCGCCAAAUUUGAUUGAAGGUGGAAUAACAUGGUAAUGAAGAGGCUGCGUAUGUGUCUCUGUGACGUUGCGCGCCGAGAUUGGUAAUGCUGUUGAAUUUGGAGUCUGCGACUUUUGCACUUUGAGGUUAGUAGAACCUGACGAGCUAAAAGGUAGAUAUUUUUAUUUAACUGCGGGAAUCCAACCUGUAAUUUGUUCCUUUCGAAACACUAUAAAUUAAAAAAAAAAAAAAAUGUAGAAUUUUGCAAA
This is a messenger RNA of Neocloeon triangulifer, 1465 nucleotides long. RefSeq names its product estradiol 17-beta-dehydrogenase 11-like. Gene Ontology annotation, cellular component: lipid droplet. Lineage: Eukaryota; Metazoa; Arthropoda; Insecta; Ephemeroptera; Baetidae. The transcript has 7 exons. The record is from RefSeq and is a predicted model, not a curated record. The coding region runs from base 162 to 1079 and encodes 305 amino acids. Gene Ontology annotation, molecular function: oxidoreductase activity, acting on the CH-OH group of donors, NAD or NADP as acceptor.